UGCAUUUUGGUCCCAUUAGAUUUUAUUAUUUGCAAUUUUGGUCCCUUUUGAGAUAUUAAUUACUCAAGACUGCAAAUUUUAUUCCAAUUUCCACCAUGGAUGCAGAGAAAGAAAAUGGAGCACACUGUUUAAUCUUGCCCCACCCGACCCAAGGCCACAUAAACCCCAUUCUCCAAUUCGCAAAGCGCUUAACCCACAAACGAAUUAAAAUCACUCUCGCACUUACCAAAUUCACACUCAAAACCACGACCGGGUUCUCCGGCGGAUCCAUUUCGACCCGAUCCAUCUCCGACGGUUUCGACGAAGGCGGCCGUGCUCAUGCCAAUAGCUCCGAGGAAUACCAGGCCCGGUUUCAGCAAGUCGGCCGAGAAACACUAGCUGAGCUCCUGCAGGAUCUCGCGGGUUCGGGUCGCCCCGUUGACUGCGUGGUUUACGACCCGUUUAUCCCCUGGGUUCUCGACGUGGCCAAGGGAUUCGGACUGUUGGCGGCGGCGUUUUUCACGCAGUCGUGCGCGGUGGACAGCAUCUAUUAUCAGGCGUACACUGGGGAGCUCAAACUGCCGCUCUCCGGCGGCGAGGUGGUGGUUCCGGGGCUGCCGCCGAUGAAACCGGAAGAGAUGCCUUCUUUCAUUCACGACCACGGGUCGUACCCGGGAACUUUCCAGAUGCUUCUGAAUCAGUUCCGGAAUGUUGACAAAGCGGAUUGGAUCCUUAUCAACACGUUUGACAAAUUGGAACAAGAGGUACUCGAAUGGAUGUCGAGAUUUUGGAGGGUGAAGGCAAUAGGACCCACCAUACCAUCGAUGUACUUAGACAAACGUUUGCAAGACGACAAAGAAUACGGCCUCAACAUGUUCAAUCCAAUGACUAACACUUGCAUGAACUGGCUCGAUAAUCAAGAACCCAAAUCAGUCAUUUAUGCUUCCUUCGGAAGCCUAGCCCAACUAACCGCUCGACAAACCAAAGAGCUAGCCUACGCCCUAACAACCUCCAACAAACCCUUCCUGUGGGUGGUCCGGUCAACCGAAGAGUCAAAGCUUCCGGAAGAUUUCUCGAAAUCACGGAAAGGGUUGGUAGUGACGUGGGCCCCACAGCUGGAGGUGUUGUCCCACAUGGCGGUGGGUUGUUUUGUCACACACUGUGGGUGGAAUUCGACUCUGGAGGGUUUGAGUUUGGGGGUCCCGCUUGUGGCUAUGCCACAGUGGACCGAUCAGAGUACGAAUGCUAAAUUAGUGACGGAUGUUUGGGGUGUUGGAGUGAGGGCUCGAGCGGAUUGUAAUGGAAUUGUGAGUCGAGAAGAGAUAGUGAGUUGCGUAAAGAGCGUUAUGGAGAGUGAAGAUGGGAAAAGAAUUGGGUCGAAUGCGGUGAAAUGGAAGGGAAUUGCUAGAGAGGCUCUUGAUUUAGGAGGGAGUUCGGACAAGAAUAUUGAAGAAUUUGUUACUGAAAUAAUGUUGAAGAGAUACCCUCUAUAAGUGCUUAGUGAAAUACAUUGGAUACUUGUAUGUAUAUCAGUAUAUGUGCAAAGUGUGUAAUUAUUUAUACACGAAGUUUAUCGAGAAGGCCUAUCAAAAAAAAAGAAGUUUAUCGAGAAGGAUUGGGGGUGAAAAUUGGAAUCAAAGUUUCGAUUUCUAUUGAUUCAGAUCUGAGUUUUUUCGAUUUUGCAACAACAUUUUUCAUCCAAU
This is a messenger RNA of Erythranthe guttata (spotted monkey flower), 1682 nucleotides long. The record is from RefSeq and is a predicted model, not a curated record. Lineage: Eukaryota; Viridiplantae; Streptophyta; Magnoliopsida; Lamiales; Phrymaceae.